Molecule: messenger RNA, 10527 nt
Organism: Porites lobata
Lineage: Eukaryota; Metazoa; Cnidaria; Anthozoa; Scleractinia; Poritidae
Source: the annotation of a GenBank genome assembly
CUUGAUUUGGGUGGGGAGGGGGUGAGUUGAUGUGACGUGACACUGGAAAACGUGACAUCGAGGAGGCAAAAUGGCGGCGGGCGAGUACCUCGUUUGCUUCUCAGAAAAAUGUGAGAAAGAAGAAGUCAAACAAUACUUUGUUGAUUGUUUGAGUCGGGCUAAGUUUAGUGUAACCCGCGAAGAAUUCGAGGGGAAAACAUUAUUGACUGUUGAUGCACCAUUUGAGAUACUUGCAAAUAAGGUGAGCUUCAAACCGCGCUGGAGACGAACUGAAUGCAUAUGUUACGUUAAUUUGGAACUUUAAAAUCGUAUUCUCCAGUUUCUCCUCUCGCAAGAAUGAAUAUGGUUUGAAUUUAAGCUUAAAGAUAUUUUGCUGUAUCAACGAAUUGUUUUGUUUCAGGCGGAAGAUGUUGGCUUGAAGAAGACCACAAAGAAUGAAAACAAGGCGAGUUGUUUAUGAAAUAUACAAGCUUACCUUUUGAAUUAUUGAUUUCUAUGCACGUUUAUCCUUCGUCUAUUAGAAACUUGUAUCCUUUUAAUCACUAACUUCAUUUCGGUAGCAAUCAUAAGCUUUGGUACUGGUAUAUAAACAUUUCAAAAUGAAUAUCCUCAUCACUGCGAAACAAACUACCGUCCUCUUUUUAUGUUUAUCUUGAACAUCUAGUUCAAUUUUUAACAGGGGUUAAGGUUCUAGGCUUAAUUGCAGAAUACUCUGCCACGGUUUUACAGUUUAACCAUUGAACUUUCAAGGGCACUAUAUAUAUGUUGUUGUCAAUUUUUUAUUUCAGUUAAUUUUUAUUUUUUCAUUGUUUUUGGGUAUGGUAACGUAUGCUAAUUAAUUUAAAACAAAGGGAAAACAAAUAAAAAAAAAGUAAAUUAUAGGAUGAAAAAUUAACUGCAACAUAUAUAUGGAAGGAUCACAAUACCAAAAUAAACUUAUACCCUAUUUGAGGAUGGUGUGCCUCAAAAACAAUUCUCUAGCCCAGUUGGUGAAAAGGUGGAUAACGCUGUCAAAUGGCAGGCAGUAUCUCUUCUCUGAGGUUCGACCAGCUUUAUUUUCCAUCUGUCUACCAGUUUUCUGGCUGUUACCCAUCACAAACUUGAGGAAGCAUUCAAACCUUGAGCAUUCUGAGGUGACACUUUUUAUUCUUGUCUUUUUUCUUUAAGGUUAAAGAAUUUGUUACAGAAGAACUUGACAAGUUUGCUGGAAGUGACAAUCAAGAAACUUUCUUUACCCCAGCAGAAAGGGUAUACUUGCUUGAGAUCUGUCUGGAAUCUGUCCAGUAUGACAAAGUAAGUUGUGUUGGCAGAUUUUGCUUGUACCCAUCAGACCUAGUGGCUGAUGCCAUUAUCAUACCUAUUGUAGAAUGUAUGUUUUAUGCUACAAUUCAGUUCUCCUUAGUUGUUAAAAUGUUAAGAUAACAUUUUUGAGUGAUAUGCAAUGGUCCCAUAGGGUAAUUGGUUUGUUCAACAAUUAAUAGUAAUAAUAAUAAUAAUACUAAUAUUUAUCGCUUUUAAUUUAUUGCGUAUUUUAAGAUUAAAAGAUAUAUUAUCAAAUGCGCACCCAAUUCACAAUCAAAAACCUAACACUGUACGUAUUUUCAUUUCUCUUACAUAAUAUUUCUAGGGGUGGAUCACAGAUCAUUUUUCAUUGUUUUGUGAAAAUGUCAUGGAGAAUCUGAAUGGUCUGCCUUUUAACAAUAAAAAGAAAACGUGGUACUUUCCUGGUGCAAAUAUUCUGAUCUUGCUGAAGCCUUUAGCCCUUGUAUUCUAACUUGUAAACUAUCAUGUUUUUACUUAGACCACAUCUGUCUUCUGAAUUUGAUUUGAGUAGAACAAAGUGGCUGUGGGUGAUUUUGGAGUAAAUUAUGUUUGCUGUAAUAGUUAAUGCAAACAUUUACCCCAAAAUGUCCCACGGUUUGUUGUACCCAGAGUUCAGAAAACAGAUGCAGAUCUCAGUAAAAACUUCAUAGUUUUUUUAAUUUCAGCUCUCUUAUUUCCUCCUUCCUAUCACUUGUGACCAGGUUGGUGGUGUUCAUACAACAAUUUUAUUAUUUCAGGAACAUCUGGCUUCUUAUGGUAUCAAGUUUAGGGAGAAGGACUCAUUCAUUACAGACUGUCUGCAUUCUAAACCUCCAAUCUUAGAGUCAGCAUUUCCUCUUCAUCACCCUCAUGAACAGGAAAAAAUUUGGAAAAAAAAAAUGAAGCAAAAUGUGAUUGUAUGUCCUUUGCAGGAGAUAAGAGAUUACUAUGGUAACUUCACAAUAUUAUUACUGUGAUCCUUAGUAUUAUUCAUGUCAUUAUACUGCAGGGUGCAAAGAAAAUCAUUUUUACAGCUUGCCAUUCGGGCAAGCUGAAGUUAGAAUUUACUAGCCCAGACAUCAUUUCAACUAGCCCCAAAGGCCUUUUGAUGAGCAGAAUUGAUUUCACAGUUCUUCCUUUAUUCAAAUUGCUCAAAAAACAUCGCUUGCCCGUUGGGCAAGUUAAAAACAGAAUUCACUAGCCCGAUAGCAAAAUCCACUAGCCCUGGGCUAUCGGACACUUUACUUUCUUUGCACGCUCUACUGUCGAUUCAAGUGGUUACAUAAUUAUGAUGGUACAAGUGAGUGUUCAAUUAGUCCUGAAUUAGGACUGUUGGUUAUUAUGGUAACUGAAUUUUGGCAACUUGCACAGAUGCCAUCAUCAGAGACACAAAGAGCUGUUUAUCAUCAUUUGAUGAUUAAAUUUGCUAUAUUGACCUGAUUAGUACAAAUAAUUUAGUCAAGUCUACAUUAUUUUUAAAAUGCAUUGGUAGUCUCUCAGUUAAGCAGUAAUGUUAAUGCCUGUCAAGAAGAAAAAUAGGACAAGAAAAUAUAGAAGUGGGGAGAAAGGAAAAGUGAAAUGUUAAAGUUGAAAGUGACAGUGUCUCUUUUGUUUUUUCCCAGAACUUUAACUCAACAUAUUGUCCUCUGCAACCAUGCCUAAACUUCAGAAACUGUAAAUUGUAAUAUCAAGAACAAAAACCUUCAAAGUGGACAAAAGUCCUUGGGACAGUUAUGCAAUAUUCAUAACUGCCUAUAAUUUUAGAUUUCCUUCUUAACGCCUUGCUAUUUUCCUCGCAAAUGCCUUGCAGAUCCCCCUCUCCUACCCUAUACAAUUUUGAAAUUUAAAACCAACCUUGUAUGGGGUGGGAGAAGGGAAUCCAAGACAUGUGUAGUAUAAAAAAGCUUUUGUUCAUGACUUUUAAGGCAUACUGCUGUGACAACAUGUUGGGGGUUUUGGUUCUUUUUGGCUUGAUAUUGACGAAAAAAUAGCCUGGAUUCCAGGUAAAUGGGUGCAUAAAAAAUUGGGGUAGAUACCUCCUCUUAGCCUGAGAAAGCUGACAUUUUUCAACAUCAUUACUGAUUUCCCUGCAAGAUGGUGUCUGAGAAACAACUGCAAAAAAUUCCUUACUGAUGAAAUGUUAACUCCCAAAUCUCAGGGUAGUGAUUUUAAUUGGCUGAUCAAGCAAGUUUGCCUUAUGGCAUGACCAGUCAGAAGCAUCUAUUUAAAUUUCAUUUAUUCCAAAGUUGACAGCAAUUACAAUAAUUACCACAUACACACACGGACUACACACCUAAAAACACAUGCAUUAUACUAUACAAUCACUACCAAUCAGAAGCUAGCAUGCAACAAGUCAUUAGGAUAGAAUUUUCUGUGCUUGUUCGUCAGACUUUAUUUCAUUGGGAAACAAGUGGUGGCGUAACAAAAUGUUGUCUGUUUUCUCAGGCUAACCUCCUCUUGGAUUUGGCCAUUGUAUUGAGCUAUUUUUUUUGUUGUAGGUGAAAGUGUUGCCUUCUAUUUUGGAUGGAUGACAUGUUUUACCUGGACUUUAGUACCAAUAGCAUUUGUAGGGAUUCUGUUAUACUUCUUUAAGCCUCGUGGUGUGACUGUGGAUGACAACCCUCUGUUACCAUUAUAUGAAAUACUGAUGGCUUUCUGGGCAAUAAGUUUUCUUGCCGUGAGUAAACUGUUUACUUGAAAAAAAUAGAGACAAAGCUCUUAUUUAAACUAGAUUGGAUAUUUGAAAUUUUUUUACACAUUGUAUAAGAUAGUGACAGGCCUACAUUUCAUCCUAGAUACAUGUACAUUGUACAUACAUGUGGGCCAAGAAAUUUCUUUAUAAAUUAUGAAUAUUGUAGCAGGGCUGGCUCACCAGGAUUAUUAAGGUCCAAGUCAGAGUUCCGAUAGCAAAAGAAAAAGGUGUUUUUGUGAGUUGACCUGACUGCCACUCAACCUCGCUUAGAGAAUUUCAGAUCAUCGUAAUUGUGUAGUAAUGGCAAAGAAAUUUACCAAAGGUGUGAUACACGUGCAAAGUGUCAUUUUGUAUGUCAAAUGUGUUGCUUUUUUGGCAUUCCGGUUGCUAUCAUCAUGAUGAUAAUCCUCCCAAAAAACACUCAAACAAAUCUUGAGCACACAUAUUGCAGUUUUAUUCAUGGUUGUCUUACACCAAUACCCCCUGUUCAAAAUAUGUAUGUGUUCAAAUAACCUUUAGAAACCUAAGUUUGGUGAAUAAUGCUAUAGUUUGCACAUCUCUGUCAAUUAAUCCACGGUUCAAGCCACUAUUAAUAAUAAUUAUUCAGUUGAAGUUAUUAUUUUUCCUGUGUCCUUUCAGAUCUGGAAGAGAAAAGAAUCAGAAUACUCCUUCUUGUGGUGCACACAUGGCCUUGAAAAAUCAGAGCUACUACGUCCAGAAUUUACUGGUAAAACGCAGCCAAGCCCCAUCACUGGCCAACCUGAAAAGUACUUUCCCAGGUGGAAAAGAUGGCUGCGUUAUGGCUUAAGUUUUGUUCUUACGUUGCCAGUUCUUGCCUUGGCCGUUGGUGCAAUGCUGUGUUCACUUAAUUUUAAUGGUUACAUCAAGGACAAAGAAAGCCCUGUUUACAUUGCUGCUUUUGCUCACUUUGCAGAACCUGUAAGUCAGCUUAAAUUUAGUUUUCUUUCCAUUUCUUUAGAUGUUGUUGAAUCCUGUUUUUUUGACUGAAAGAAAAUUUUUUUGAUCCUUCAUGAAAUUCUCCCCUUGUUCCACAAGCCAUAAAAAAAAACCUGAUUGGGAGAGAAAUGAAAACCUGAAUUUAAUUUAAUUGACCUGUAACAUAUAUACCUAUUUAUUUUGAUGUCACGUGAUUGUUUUUUAUCAAACAAAAAUAAUGAGGAACAAAUAUGACAGAUAAAUUAACCCAUUCGCUCCUGGAGAUUUUGCCGAAAAACGCGUUUUGAAGCUAGUCGAGUGGUUUUCUGGUCACUGUCGUGCUAUAAAGAGCUAAAACUUACCACAAACCGGUUUACAGGUCGUACACUUGGCGGCCUUCUGAUCCAGAUGCAAAAUAUCAGCUUGCGAAGUUGGGGCAUGCGCAGAAAGCAAAAUUUCGAGAUAGUUUUUGGGUUUAAAAGUGACACAGCAGUCUUGACUUUUACUUUUCGCUUUCUCUCCUCCCUUCUUUUUUCGCUUUUCUUGCCUCAUUUUUUUUUCUCUUGCUAGGCAUUUAGUAGGCUUCAUUUUGGUGGGAAGAGUUUUUAGGAAAGCUUUUAGGAUCUUAGGAUUAGGUGAAAGGAAAGGUAGGUGGGUAAUGGAACAAGAUUUUCAUGGAGAUUUUCAGGUCCUUGUCACGUGGUUGUUUGCUUCUUUCUCCGGUGUCCUUGACUGAAUUGUGCUCAUUCUGGUAUGGUUUGAAAGAUCUCUUCACUCUGCACAAGUUAGCGAAGAAAGUUGUCCUUGACCGUUAAAACUGAUGACGUCACAAAGGGUAGAAAGGACCUGGAUUCGCACGGGCGGUUCAGGGGCGAAUGGGUUAAAAAAAAUAUUUCCUUUGGGUUCAGUGUAGCUGGCCGGCACUUCCAUGAUGACUAGUCAAUACUUUUGCCUGUUGACGAGCUUCUGGAUAACCAGCUAUGUGUUUGUUUAUUUUAAUUACCGGAUUUUAUAUGAAAAAUCAACUACUCAUUUUAAAGGGACUGUAUCACGGCAGUCAAGUUCAUUUUGUUUAAUUUGCCAAUUACUUGCCCUCAAUCGCUAUGGAACUUAAAGUAAGCAAAGAAUUUUCAGGUAAAUGACAAAAUCAGGGAUCCGAGACAAACAAAUAUGUCUCCUGAGCAUUAUUCUUGAAGUUGCAAGCAGCAGGGAUCAACUUUGAAAACCUGUUAGGCUGAACAGUUUCAAAAACCCUAAUUUCAAUCCGUUUCAAUCUUCUUCAGUUAUGCCCAUCCGUGGCAUCUGUUGUUUCUGUUCUGUUAUUUUAACCUUCCUUUAACGUUUUAAGCUGUUAUUUUUACGUUUCUCUUAAUUAAAUGGGCAUUUUGUAAUUACCUAAUUUGGCUGAUUUCGUGACACAGCUCCUUUAAUUGUUUUCAGUUUCACCUAUUUGAGCAAUUUUUCAUGUUUAAAAAUAAUGGUAGAAAUACAGAGAUCUCAGAUAAAAUGUAAUCACCUGAUUCUUUUCUUGUUUUCAGGGUCACAUUUUUGCAGCUGAUAAUGAGUAUUAUGGCUAUUUAAUUCCUACCAUUGGUCAUUCAGUUGUAAUCAAUAUUUUGAACAAACUUUACCGCUCUGUUGCACACUUUUGUACUGACCUGGAAAAUCACAGGUAUGCAGAUGACCAUUGAAUACAUGUAGUAGUUGUGCAUGAAGGUUUUUGGCUUCCGGAUCCAUACCAGUAAAUGAUGAUUUAAAUUACAAUGUACUAUACAGAGAUAAAGGGAAACUGUUCUCUUUUUUUGUGGUCUUAAUUUUCAAGAUGGAAUUCUCAUUUGACCUUGAGAGGUUGUCAAAACAUUUAGAAAAGCUUCACUUUGUUUGCACUUAGUAAAUUUCUUUUUCAACUUGUUUAGCAGCUCUUGAUCUUCCAUUUGCAAGUGAUUAAAAUAUCUUAUUCAGUACCUUUUAUUUAUAGUGGUGCUCAAUGCUCAUGGUGUCUUCUUGUUUUCUGAAACAUUAAGCUUUCUUUGAUGCUCGUUAUGUGUAGUACUUUUCUGUGUGCAAAUAUGUAGCUAUUUUGUAAAAUACUGUCACAUGUAUACUAAGGUUUUCUAUUCACUUACUAAAGGCUUAAUUUUUAAUGUCUUUGCAGGGGUGGUUCUGAUUUUACCGCACUCAUUUCAUCCAUGGUUUACUAAUUUCCCACUGUUUUGUUGUAUGAUAAUGUAUGGUCUGAGUUUACAACAUGAUCUAAGGAUAAAAUGAGCAUUUCAUAGCAUCAACCUUUUUUGAAAAUAACUUGGCCUAAUUUAUACUGUUUGUCCUUUCAUUUUCUCCUUUUAAUCAGGACAGAGAGAGACUGGGACAACUCACUCAUCAUAAAGCGUGUACUUUUUGAAGUUUUUGACUGCUUCCUUCCCUUGUUCUACAUUGCAUUUUAUCAACUGAAUGUUGUUGCUCUGCGGAGGGAAUUGGUCGGAUUAUUCUGGGGUAUGUGUAGUUAUUUGUUCUUUGAUGUAAAUGACAUUUGAUAGAAAUGAGCUGAACAGUUAGACAGUUUUUGACUUGAUAUGAAGUAAACUGCAAAUCAGUAACGGGUCUUGACAAACUGCAAGCCAGCGAGCCAUGCAAGUCACGCAAGGCAUUGGUAAAAAAAUAAGGAAACACAGGUAAAAACUGCAAAUUUACAGAUGAGGAGUUGAGCACUCAUUAUCCUGAUUAGGGUUAAGCACUCAUUGUACUGAUUAGGGUUAAGCACUCAUUGUACUGAUUAUAGGGUUAAGCACUCAUUUUAGGGCUAGGGUUAAGCGCUGUUUAGGGUUAAACACUUAUUUACAACGGUUAGCAUUCAGUUAAUGUUUUCGGUAAAUUACUGUUUUUGAUUUUUAUGGUGUUUUUUUCAAUGAUUCUUCAAUGGACUACAUGGCUCGCAUGACUCGCUGGCUCGCAUUUUAUACACACCCAUCGUUGACCAACCCUCCACUUCUUGACUUGUUCUUUCUAGAGUACAUUUACAUGUAACAUGUAACAGACACAUAGACUGUACAGAAGUACCUAUAACAUUUUUGUUUAACAUCCAACUAUCUGCCAACCCCAAGAGGGGCAGGGCGGGUUGGAGUACGAUUUACUCAUCUGAAUGUCUGAAGUUUUGUAAUUUCCCAUUCACACCAAAGCUUAAACAUAUUUAAAAGCUGUUUAGUAGAACAUGGUCCAAAAUAAUUAUUGUUUUCAUCAUAAAAGCUGCUUACUGACUUUUGGCUUUUUGCAGAUUAUGUGUAAAUUACAGAGCAUGUUAAAGUGUAUUGCAUAAUGGGUAAAGGUCUGAUUUUGAGUUUCUAGAGUAUUUUUUUUUUAACUGGUUUAAUUAAACAUGCAUAGUUGGUGUGAAUGCAGCAUAAGCCAGCCUGGCUAAUUUAAUAGAGGACUUAUUGUGUUCACAUGUAAUUCUUUUAAGGUGAUGAAAUCCGACGACUAAUAACAGAAUCACUUGUCCCGUAUGUAACUGAAAAGGGUCAUGUGUGGAAGAUACAGAGAGAGUAUGCCAAAAGAAAGAAAGACUCAGAUAAAAAACCAUUCAUUCCCUCUCAGGUCAAGAACAAGCUUUUUAUAAACUUACAGGAUAAAAAUCAAAAUUAUUAUUUCAUUCACAUUAUUAAAUCAGGAAAAAGCUAAAGCACCUCUCUGUAUUUGAACUGCUACACUGAAGGAGUCAUCUACAUUCUCCUUGGUUGGAUUAAUCCAUAUUUUAGGCUUCAUAUUUAUACAAAAAACAUGUUAAUACAAACAACAACCACAGAAGAUUUCUUUCGUUUGGUUAUUUUUUCAUUUCUUUUUGCAGAUGAACUGUUUAGUUUCUUUGAUUGCAUGGUCAAAAUCUCUGUGUUGAACCAAUUGUUGAACCAAUUAGUUACUGAACCAUUAGUUACAUGCAAUUCUGUUAAGUUUGCAAUAAUUAUUUUAAUCUUUAAUUCUGACUUUGUUAUUUUUUAUCAACAAUAAUAUUAACAGGCUCAACAAGACAUUGUUUUAGAAGAAUAUGAACAGUUUGAUGAUUAUCUGGAAAUGGUUGUACAGUUCGGGGUAAGUGUCUAAUUUGUUAGUGGUCCUUCGUAAAAAAUAUUAUUGUGCUUUUUUGAAGUGUAUUGAUUUCCAAUUUUUUUCUUUGUUUUUUGUUUAGUAUGUGACAUUGUUUGCCUCUGCCUUCCCACUUGCUGCUGCUGUCAGUAUUUUGUUCUUGUUCAUUGAGGGAAGAGCUGACUUGUUUAAACUACUGUACAUGUAUCAGCGCCCAAAAGUGAGGAGGUAUAUCAUUACUUUAUGUUAGAAUUAUGAUCAAAGCAUAUUUGGUAUGAUGGAAAAAGACAGGAAACAGUGAAACCAUAUUAAAUCUGAAAACUCUGUUUUGUAGAGCUUUGCCUUUUAACCUUGAAGGAGAAUCUGUAAAUUAGGGCAUGUUCACUCAGUAAUCUCAUUCACUGAAAAAUUAUCAUCAUAGAAGAAUAAAUGUUUGUGGGUCAUGAGCAUUUAUUUGAACGGUACCCUAUAGUUCAAAAUUUUCUAGGCUUGAUGAAUUGUUAUUUUAACUUACACUACAGGGUGGCCAAUAUUGGUGUGUGGUUCAACGUUUUAUACUGUAUGAUGGUACUAUCCAUGCUCACAAACAGUUUAAUUGUUGGAUUUUCAUCUGAGCAACUUGCUGUUUGGUGUCCGUGGAUGUAUGAGACAAUUGACAAUGACCAAUUCAUUAUUAAUGGCUAUGGAAGGUAUGCUGUUGUUGGAACUAUAAAAAAUGUACUUUGUGAAUAUUAUGUUGUUGGUGAAAAGAAAGAAUGUAUCGAAAUCAGAUUCUUAACUUUGAAGUAUUCUGUGGAUUCUUUCUCAUGGGUAAAAUAAAAGAAAGAUAAAAAUUCAAAAAAGCAAUUCUGAAAUCUAGAGAUUCAAAAACUAGCUUAUUUUUGGAAUUUCAUGUGUUGUUUGUCUGUUCAGAUAUAAGGGGUAACUUCAGACAGUCAGUCAAUCAUACAAGUCACUGACAUAGGCUGUAUGCAGAAUACAAUAAUUGGAUUAAUAUAUGUUAUUAAUCUAUAAAUGUAUCUUUCUUGAUGCACCUUUUUUCUCUGUAGGUAUGUUGUGGCCAUUGUGUUUUGUAUUGAGCAUUUCCUGAUCCUUUGCGCUGUAAUUUCAAGGUGCCUGGUUUCAGAAAAACCCAAGUGGGUGCGAAUAGCAAUUGCUAAAGAGGAGUAUGAGAAGGCACAGGAAGCCAAGGAGAGAAAAGAGAAACAUGAGUGAAUUAGUCAGCUUUUACAUCACUUAACUUCUCUGUUAUAAUGUUGGUGGAAAUGGUUUGCAAUAUUUAAUAUGAAAUUCGCUUACAUUCUUAUAAAAUUGAAUUGACUAGUACAGAAAGCCAUCACAUAAAUUUGUACUUUCAAAUAACUUAUUUCUUGGAAAUGACAUUGGUUAAUAACAAAUAAUUAUUUAUAACUCAAAACUUUUUUAGACCACCAUUUAAGUCAAGGAUAUAGGGUUACAUUGCAAUUUUUGGUACAGUGUUACAAGGUUUUCUAGGCUGUACAUGUCAAGUUUACACUGAG